ACCAACUUGUUUUGAACCCUGGGAACCACGUGGAGGACCUGGGACCGGGCCUUCCACCGUCCAGGAGUCGAACACUGCAGUUUCACUUCUCUCCUCGCAGCACCAACACCUGGGAGCCAUGUCAGCGGGAGGACAGAAAAGCGGGAGCCGUGAAAUCCCCGCGGUACGACGGGUCGCCAUCCACGAUGCUGCCCACAUGCCCCAGGAUUACUCCACCACACCGGGGGGGACCCUGUUCAGUACCACACCUGGAGGCACAAGAAUCAUAUAUGACAGGAAGUUCCUCCUGCAGUGUCGGUCAUCUCCUCUGACACGUACGCCCCCGAAGCUGCCUGACAUCCCCGGUGUCACCAGUCCCCUGAAGCGGGGCUCGUCCACUGAGGCCAACCCAGCGGAGCUGCCCCCCGACACCAACAACAGCCCACACUCGGAGAGCGCAGGGGAAGAUGACCAGUUUGAAAUGGACAUCUGAAGAAUAUUUGAUAUUUUUCUUUUUUUUUUGGUAGAUCGUAAGAGCAAGCCUAGUUUUUUCAAACUAUGUCGGUUCUUUUUAUUUUGCUGUCAAAUAAUGUGAACGUUUAGAAAAUAUAAUUUUGAGUUAUUUUUGCCUUGUGUAAUUGUAAUUACCUCGUGACUAUUUUUUUAACGGUUAAGAUGAAAUUAGAAUAGUCGUCUGUACAGGGCUCAAUCAUGUUGUGUCUUUUUACUUUGUGCUCAAGUGGAUUACUUGCUGCAUGGAAUUAAACAGUCUGUGACUUCCUACU
Molecule: messenger RNA, 764 nt
Organism: Synchiropus splendidus (mandarinfish)
Lineage: Eukaryota; Metazoa; Chordata; Actinopteri; Syngnathiformes; Callionymidae
Gene: eif4ebp1
Product: eukaryotic translation initiation factor 4E binding protein 1
Exons: 3
Coding region: 119-472 (117 amino acids)
Biological process (GO): negative regulation of translational initiation
Cellular component (GO): cytoplasm
Molecular function (GO): eukaryotic initiation factor 4E binding
Source: RefSeq, a predicted model, not a curated record